UGAGAAGAGGUAGGCCUCAACUUAAUGUUUUUAUUUUGCUCCAAAACUUUCCACUUUGCACAAAAUGCAAACAUGCAGAUCCUGUAAAGAACUUAAAGUGAGGCUGCAGAGUUCACCCUGCAGAGCUGCGAGGAGCUGAACUUACUUCAUCUGCUGUUAGCUAGUGUCGGCUAACACGGUAAAACCCUGCAAAAGAACACCCUAAAAACACCAUGAGUGUUGACGUGAAGAAACUGAAAGUCAACGAGCUGAAAGAGGAGCUCCAGCGCCGCGGCCUGGACACCAAAGGCCUGAAGGCAGAGCUGGUGGUGAGGCUGAAAUCCGCUCUGGAGGCUGAGGCUCAGUCUGAUGGCCCAGGGACAGGGGGACAGGGGGGUGACUACUUUCAGGACAACCUGGAUAACGAAGAUGAUGAAGAUGUAGAGGAUGCUGAAGGCAAUCAGGAAGCAGCUGAUGAGUUGGGUGACGAUGAUGAUGAUGAUAUUGAAGAUAUUGAAGAUGAAGUGGAAGGAGAUGGGGAUGCUGAUGCUGACGGUGAUGUCGCAGCUGAGCCGGAGGCGGCUGUCCUCCAAGAAGAAGACGAGGGUAGAGAUUCAGGCGGAUACUACGAGGACGAGGAGGCAGAAGGCGAGCCCUAUGAGAGCCGCCCGACUUCGGAUUCCGGACACAGCAUGCCCGACUUCACAGCAGAUGUUGAUAUAAACAAAAGUGAGGAGGCGUCUGAGGAAGAAACAAAGCCUGUGCAAGAGCCAGAGCCAGAGCAGCCUGAAAAGAACGCACAAGACAUAAAGGUGGAGGUGAAAAAGGAAGAAGAACCCGAGGCUACUGAUGACCAACAGCAGGAAAGUCAGGGAACAGAAGAUCAGCAGGAUCAAGACGGUGCAGCUCAGGCUGAAGUGAAAGCUGAGUCUGAUAAGGGUGGACAGUACAGCCGCAAGAGACCGUACGAAGAGAACAGAUCUUAUGGCUACUAUGAGCACCGCGAGGACAAAAGAUCCCGCACACCACAGCCCCCUGCUGAAGAUGAAGAAGAGAACAUAGAUGACACUCUGGUUACCAUUGAUACAUACAACUGCGAUCUGCACUUCAAAGUGUCCAGAGAUCGCUACAGCGGUUACCCACUGACCAUCGAAGGCUUUGCUUACCUGUGGGCUGGAGCCCGAGCUACACAUGGGGUCACCCAGGGUCGUGUGUGUUAUGAGAUGAAGCUUAACGAGGAAAUUCCAGUGAAGCAUCUGCCCAGCAGUGAGCCAGAUCCCCACGUGGUCAGAAUUGGAUGGUCUCUUAACCACUGCAGCACUCAGCUUGGUGAGGAAGCCUUUUCAUAUGGAUACGGAGGAACAGGAAAGAAAUCCUCUGACUGCAAGUUCGCCGACUUUGGUGAGAAGUUUGGUGAGAAUGACGUCAUCGGCUGUUACAUUGACUUUGACAGUGGUGAGGAGGUGGAGAUGAGCUACUCCAAAAAUGGCGUGUCGCUGGGCGUUGCUUUCCGGACCACGAAGGAGGCCCUGGCAGGUCGAGCCCUGUUCCCUCAUGUCUUGGUGAAGAAUUGCGCUGUUGAGUUCAACUUUGGACAGAAGCCACAGCCGUACUUCCCCGCACCAGAGGGGUACACCUUCAUCCACGAUCUGGACCUGGAAGACAAAAUCAGAGGGACUAAAGGGCCUGCAACCAAAGCUGACUGCGAGAUCUUGAUGAUGGUUGGCCUGCCUGCCUGUGGAAAGACCACCUGGGCCAUAAAGCAUGCAGAGACUAACCCCGAGAAGAAGUACAACAUCCUGGGAACAAAUGCCAUCAUGGAUAAGAUGAAGGUGAUGGGCCUGCGUCGCCAGAAGAACUAUGCCGGGCGCUGGGAUGUUCUGAUUCAGCAGGCCACCCAGUGUCUGAACAGGCUGAUCGAGAUUGCUGCUCGCAAGAGACGCAACUACAUCCUAGAUCAGACAAAUGUUUAUGGAUCAGCAAGGAGACGAAAAAUGCGUCCUUUUGAAGGUUUUCAACGCAAGGCUAUUGUAAUUUGUCCCACGGACGAGGAUUUAAAAGAACGAACAUUAAAGCAAACCAAUGAGCAGGGGAAGGAUGUGCCCGAUCAUGCUGUUUUAGAAAUGAAAGCCAACUUUACUCUCCCUGAGGCUUGCGACUUCCUGGAGGCGGUGACGCACAUUGAGCUGCCGUGUGAGGAGGCUGAAAGUCUGAUGAAGCAGUACAAUGAGGAGGGUCGCAAAGCUGGCCCGCCCCCUGAGAAACGCUUUGACAACAGGCAGGGCGGGUUCCGUGGCCGUGGUGGUGGCGGCGGUGGUGGCGGCGGAAGCUUCCAGCGGUAUGACAACCGUGAUGGAUCCCGUGGUGGUUACCAGAACCGCAGUGGUGAUGGAGGCAGUGGAUACAGAGGAGGUUACAACCGUGGCAGCUACAGCCAGAACCGUUGGGGCAACAGCUACCGUGACGGAGGCUCUGAUUCCCGAGGUGGAUACAACCGCAGCCAGCAGUCUGGAGGAAGCUACAAUCGCCCCGCCCCUUACAACAAGGGAGCAUACAACCAGGGCUACAGCCAGAGCUACAAUCAAGGAUACAACCAGGGCAGCUACAACCAGAACUACUACAGUCAGUAUCCAGGAUACAGCCAGAGCUACAGCCAGAGCUACAGCCAGACACCGGCCACCGCACAGACGUACAACCACCACCAGCAACAGCCACAGCAGCCGGCACAGCAGCAGCAGCCGGCACAGCAACAGCAGCAGCAGCAGCAGCAGCAGCAACAACAGAGCUACAACCAGCAAUAUCAACAGUAUGCGCAGCAGUGGCAGCAGUACUACCAGAACCAGAAUCAGUGGAACCAGUAUUACAGCCAGUACGGCAGCUACCCUGGACAGGGCAGCCAAGGCUCAUCUUCUGGUUCACAGUAAUUUCACCCUGCAUCUGUACCUGCAUCCGCCUGUGUCCUAGACACUCUGACCUCUGCAGCAAAUCGAUUUUGUACAGUCUCACUUUAAGUCCCCAACCCAUGACUUGUCUCUGUCUGGUUAACACAGUAGCCUUCAUUCCUCACCAAUUAAUGUACACAUAAACUGAAUACAGUUUGAUGUCUUUUCAUUUUUUACUGAAUGAAGUCUUACUCCCCAAGCAGUGACCGUGAGUUGGUAGAUGAUAGGUAUCAAAACAUUUAAUGAAUGUUAUCUAUUAUGCAUUGAAUGUGGAUGUCUGUUGAACUGCAAACUCCACAUUUGCUACAGGUUGAAGAGUUUAAAUGUAUAUUUCUAGGGAUCAUAGUGUGAAAAAGUAACAAGGCAGGAGAACGAAAGCAAAGGCUGAAAUAAUUUAGCUUGUUUUGAGAGGCUUAACAAAGAACAAAAUGCAUGCUUUUUACUUUUCAUUACCCUUCCUUCUGUCUUGCUCUUUAUUUUUCAGUUUCUGAGCAACACAUUUUAUUUACUCCAAUAGCAUUCAAACAUGAAACGUUUUUAUAGGUGUUGAUACUGUAGUAUUUAAGAGUUGAUCCAGUUUUUGAUUAAGAAUAUUUUGCCACUCUAAGUAGUUGUCUGUGCAGGUUUUUUUUUUAAUUCUUUUGUGAUUGGUGUUCAUUGAGUCCAGUAGUUAAAACCUUGUUGUAAAACCCAAUUUUUUUCUACCUAAAAACGAGAAACCAGAUUAUGACCAGUUACCCGAACUGUCAUCUUGUCUUUAUACAAUAAAAGCAGUUGUAUACGCCUGAA
Notolabrus celidotus (New Zealand spotty) is the source of this 3710-nucleotide messenger RNA. It is a transcript of the gene hnrnpul1, whose product is annotated as heterogeneous nuclear ribonucleoprotein U-like 1. Gene Ontology annotation, molecular function: protein binding. NCBI's taxonomy places the organism in Eukaryota, Metazoa, Chordata, Actinopteri, Labriformes, Labridae. The record is from RefSeq and is a predicted model, not a curated record. Bases 213 to 2903 code for a protein of 896 amino acids. The transcript is spliced from 16 exons.